CUUGCCACCCUAUUGGACAGAGAGAUGGUCCUCAUCAUAAGCUGGGCGCGCAAGUUGCCCGCAUUCUCCAAGUUCAGCCUCGCCGACCAGAUGGCACUGCUGCACGCUACCUGGCUCGAGUUGUUGAACAUCCGCAUCGCCUACCGAUCGGCUCUCCAC
Molecule: messenger RNA, 159 nt
Organism: Helobdella robusta
Lineage: Eukaryota; Metazoa; Annelida; Clitellata; Rhynchobdellida; Glossiphoniidae
Exons: 1
Source: RefSeq, a predicted model, not a curated record